UCCUCUUGGUGCUCAAAGAUCAAAACAACCGCCAAAAUGAUGCCCAAACCACUGCUGCUCCUGGCUGCUCUGACUCUCUGCUGCUGCAUCAUGACUAUCCAUGCUUCUCCCAGGUGUAAGUGCAUACGGACCAGCUCUAAAAUAAUCUCUCUUAAGGCUAUCAUGAAAAUUGAGGUGCUUCCUAUUUCCGGACAAUGCCGCUGGACUGAAAUCAUAGUCACCAGGAAGAACGGCAUGAAAGUUUGCAUUGAUCCAUCGACGCCGUGGAUCAACCAGCUGCUCACCAACUUGCAAAAGAAAAAUGAGGCCCCCACUGAAACCACUCUGUCACCCACUGCUCCCACCUCUGUCUUCUGAUCACAUUUUGUGGCAACAUUUGAUGUAGCAAUGGUUCCAUUUAAUUCAGUGAAGCUGUGAAUUAACUGUAGGAGGACUGAGCCACUGCCCAACUUGAAAAAGUCGGUUUUGCAAUUCACAUUUUAUACUAUAUAACACCUUCAGCUUACAGUUCUCUUCAACUGAUUCAGCCUUUCUAGUGUUAUCCUUUGGAAAAAUGAUAAUAACUACAGUCAUAUGGUCUUAAUGCUUCCUUAUAUGCUGCUCUGCUUUAGCCUUUUAAAUGUAGCCUAUAAUGUGUUAUUGGGGAGCUCAUUAAACAAACAAAAAGCUAUAUUGCCCUAUUGAUAGAUUGUACUCUGAAAUUAAACAGUUUAAAUGUGUUAAAUGUGUAAAAGUUUCCAUUUUAUUAUCAAAAUCACAAAGAUAUACUGUGGUGUAAUCAAACGAUUGCAAAACUUCUUUAUAACUGUAAUUCUGUACAAAUUCCUUCUAGUAAAUUUGACGACACAUUGUGAAGGUGAUGAUUACAUUUCAGACGGUGCUGUUAUCUCUGACGUGCUUUUUGUUGUAUCCAUGACUUGUGUGUGUGUUUUUUUUAUUAUAAAUAAAUAAAGCACAGACAAAAAGAC
Seriola aureovittata is the source of this 968-nucleotide messenger RNA. RefSeq names its product interleukin-8. The record is from RefSeq and is a predicted model, not a curated record. Gene Ontology annotation, molecular function: chemokine activity; CXCR chemokine receptor binding. The transcript is spliced from 4 exons. NCBI's taxonomy places the organism in Eukaryota, Metazoa, Chordata, Actinopteri, Carangiformes, Carangidae. The coding region runs from base 37 to 357 and encodes 106 amino acids. Gene Ontology annotation, biological process: chemokine-mediated signaling pathway; inflammatory response; cellular response to lipopolysaccharide. Gene Ontology annotation, cellular component: extracellular region.